Messenger RNA from Heteronotia binoei (common prickly gecko), 4700 nucleotides. RefSeq names its product ALK receptor tyrosine kinase (gene ALK). The transcript is spliced from 29 exons. Bases 185 to 4315 code for a protein of 1376 amino acids. Gene Ontology annotation, cellular component: membrane; signaling receptor complex. Gene Ontology annotation, biological process: multicellular organism development; protein phosphorylation; positive regulation of kinase activity. Lineage: Eukaryota; Metazoa; Chordata; Lepidosauria; Squamata; Gekkonidae. The record is from RefSeq and is a predicted model, not a curated record. Gene Ontology annotation, molecular function: protein binding; transmembrane receptor protein tyrosine kinase activity; ATP binding.
CCUGCCUGAUGGAUUAGUAAUUUCAGCAGUGGGGCCCUUUUGAAGGGAGACCAGCAGAUAAUUGACUGUCAAACAGCUGAGCAAUGUUAAGGUCAAUUGGUGCUGAGGUCUGAGCAUUCUGGAAUCUCCGACAAAUAUUCCUCCACUUGCUUUGGAUUUUCUUGCUUGGAAUUUAUCUUGGGUCAUGAAAGAUUCCUCUUCUUCCUUCAUUCCCAGAGGACGGCACUUUUUCAACUGCAAUUUUGAAUUACCUUGUGAUCUAGAAUAUUCUCCACCAUUGAGAGGAGAUCAUAACCAGACCUGGCACAGAGUGAGUGCGGAUGAGCUCUCGCAGCUCCAUUUUUCAGAUGGUCCGGAGAGGGAUUAUUCAGAAGAGUCAACAGAAGGUUCAUUCCUGUACCUUCGUACAUCAGAAAGUAUGAACUUCCUCAUUCUGAGCCCUUGGCUGAGAAGCAAUAGUGAAGAAUGUACUGUUCAAGUAGCUGUCUACAGAUAUCCCCAACAAAGCGGGGUGUACAUCGCUCAGGUCCUGCAGGUCAAUGAAAGCAGCAUGAAAAUCCCAUUGACCCCGAGCAGAGAAAAAUAUGGAUGGGUGCUUCUCCAGGAAAGAGUUGGACUCCGUGAGAAACCAUUUCGGAUCUCCUUGGAAUAUAUUGCUGGUGGGAACCAAAGUGUGGCUGCCAUUGAUUCGUUUGCUAUGAAGAACUGCAGCACAGGCUCUCCUUCUGCACCCAAAAUGGCAUUACAGAGUUCUUUCUGCUGCCAGAAUGGUACAGUGAUCAAGCUGGGACAGGUGUGUGACUUCGUCAGGGACUGUGAAGAGGGAGAAGAUGAGGGACAGCUGUGCAAAAAACUUCCUUCUGGCUUCUACUGCUCCUUUGAAGAUGGAGAUUGUGGCUGGACUCAAAGUUUAUCAGGAUCCCAAGACACACAUCUGUGGCGAAUUGGUAAUCUACAGCAUAACCACUUCUGUUUUCUGAAAGAAUGUACUCUUUUGCUUAAUACCAGUGAGAGCUCAGCUGCAGAAACAGUUGUGGUGGCAAGUGCUGUGUUUCCAUCACCAAUGAAAAAUUCUCCCUGUGAGCUUCGAAUGUCAUGGCUCCUUCAUGGUGUCUUGCUUGGAGAUGUUUCUCUGGUCCUUGUUGAGAACAAGACUGGGAAGGAGCAGAGCAGGAAGCUCUGGCAUUUUGAUAACAGAAAAGGAAUGGGGGUCUGGCAGAAGAUGGUCAGGCCUCUCACUGAUGUGUCAGACAGGUUUUGGCUUCAGAUUGUAACUUCAUGGAAAGCUGGAUCAGAAGCCAUCAUUGCUUUUGAUAAUUUCUCUCUCAGUCUGGACUGUUACUUGACAAUUAAUGAAGAAAGGACACAUCGAGACAAAAGCCCAGAUGUAGGCAACCUGUCAGUCGAAAGGCGUGGUCAUGAAAAGGAAGCUGGGGGUUCAGGAAACCCAAAGUACUUUUACAAUGGCACUGUUGACCUGGCAGUUCAUUGGCUAUUCACCACUUGCGGUGCCAGCGGACCUGAAGGGCCCGUCCAGACCCAAUGCAAUGAUGCCUAUAGGAACUCCAACCUCAGUGUAGUGGUAGGGACAGAAGAUAAUUUCCCAGGCGUUCAGAUUUGGAGAGUGCCUGAAACCAAUACUUACAGCAUCUCAGUGUAUGGGGCAGCUGGUGGCAAAGGGAAAAAUACCAUAAUGAGGUCACAUGGUGUUUAUGUGGUGGGGAUUUUUAAACUCCAGAAGAAUGAAGCCCUAUAUAUUUUGGUGGGACAACAAGGAGAAGAUGCCUGUCCUAGUACCAACCACAUCAUACAGAAAGUUUGCAUUGGUGAGAAUAAUGUAGUUGAAGAAGAAAUUAAAGCAAACAAGACCAUCCAUGAAUGGGCAGGAGGAGGAGGUGGUGGUGGAGGAGCAACUUAUAUAUUUAAGAUGGAGAAUGGGAAACCAGUGCCCUUGAUCAUUGCAGCAGGAGGAGGUGGCAGGGCCUACAGGGCAAAAGCAUAUACAGUUGACCCAGAAAGACUGGAGAAUGAUACAAGUGUCCCAGGAGUCAGUGGAAAACCAGGAGCAGCAGGUGGUGGAGGUGGCUGGAAUGAUAACACUUCCUUCCUCUGGUCGGGAAAAUCUUUGCUGGAAGGCGCUACCGGUGGAAAAUCCUGCCCCCAGGCCAUGAAGAAGUGGGGGUGGGAGACAAGAGGGGGUUUCGGAGGGGGUGGAGGGGGGUGCUCCUCAGGUGGAGGAGGCGGAGGAUAUAUAGGUGGCAAUGCAGCAGAAUUUAAUGAUCCAGAGAUGGAUGGAGAGGAUGGUGUGUCUUUUAUUAAUAGCAAAUAUGGUUCAUUGUAUACCCCAGCUUUAAAAGUGACGGAAGGUCAUGGAGAAGUUGACAUUAGGCUGCAUGUGAAUUGUAGCCACUGUUAUAGUGACAUGUGUCAUGUGGAGCCGAAGACCCUGGAAAUUAUUUGCAGUUGUGCUCAUGGGUAUAUGUUGGCUGAUGAUGGCGACUCUUGCAUAGCUGAACCGAUACUGCCUGAUAACAGUCCCCCUCUCUCCUUGGUCUUGUCUGUAGUAACAUCAGCCCUGGUUGCUGCACUCAUUCUUGCCUUCUCGGGAAUCAUGAUAGUGUACCGCCGGAAACAUCAGGAACUGCAAGCCAUGCAAAUGGAGUUACAAAGCCCUGAAUACAAACUGAGCAAGCUGCGCACCUCCACCAUUAUGACUGACUACAACCCCAAUUAUUGCUUUGCAGGAAAGACCACUUCUAUUAGUGACCUCAAAGAGGUCCCUCGGAAAAAUAUUUCUCUGAAAAGAGGAUUGGGUCAUGGAGCCUUCGGGGAGGUGUAUGAAGGUCAAGUGGUUGGAAUCCCCAGUGACCCCAGUCCAUUGCAAGUAGCUGUCAAAACUUUGCCAGAGGUUUGUUCUGAGCAAGAUGAGUUGGAUUUCCUCAUGGAAGCUCUUAUAAUCAGCAAAUUCAACCAUCAGAAUAUUGUGCGCUGCAUUGGGGUUAGUUUGCAAGCGCUGCCACGCUUUAUUCUGCUGGAGCUCAUGGCUGGAGGAGACUUGAAAUCUUUUCUAAGAGAAACACGACCUAGACCGAGCCAUCCUUCCUCCUUGACCAUGCUGGACCUGCUUCAUGUGGCUCGUGACAUUGCUUGUGGCUGUCAGUAUCUGGAAGAAAAUCAUUUCAUCCACAGAGACAUUGCUGCUCGAAAUUGCCUUCUCACUUGUAAAGGACCUGGGAGAAUAGCAAAGAUUGGAGAUUUUGGGAUGGCCCGGGACAUAUACAGGGCCAGCUACUAUAGAAAAGGAGGAUGUACAAUGCUGCCGGUCAAGUGGAUGCCACCUGAAGCUUUCAUGGAAGGGAUAUUCACUUCUAAAACAGAUACCUGGUCAUUUGGAGUGUUGCUGUGGGAAAUAUUCUCUCUUGGAUAUAUGCCCUAUCCCAGCAAAAGUAACCAGGAGGUUCUGGAGUUCGUAACAAAUGGAGGAAGGAUGGACCCACCUAAAAACUGCCCAGGCCCUGUGUAUCGGAUAAUGACUCAGUGCUGGCAACACGCGCCUGAAGACAGGCCAAACUUUGCUAUAAUAUUGGAGAGGAUUGAAUACUGCACCCAGGAUCCGGAUGUAAUCAACACUGUUUUACCUGUGGAAUAUGGGCCAUGCAUUGAAGAAGAAGAAAAGGUCCCAGUCCGCCCUGAAGACCCUGAAGCAAUUCCUCCUCUGCUCGUCUUGCCACAGCAAGACAAGAAGAGUGUCGAACAGCUCUUGCCUUCCCCACCCUCUCUGGCCUUAGCCAUUCCUGCAGCAAAACCACAAGUGAAAGCAGUCAAGGCAGAGCCUGCCAUCCAUGCUAAUACACAAGGAGCCAUGGAAGGGGGACACGUCAACAUGGCAUACACUCAGUCCAAUCCCUCUACUGAGCUACAUAAAGGGCGGGGGUCCAGAAACAAACCCACCAACCUCUGGAACCCAACAUAUGGCUCCUGGUUUUCAGAGAAGCCAGUUGUCAAAAACAAUUCACAGGCAGAAAAAGAGGCAACUGAGAGGGAAAGUUUAGGACAUGAAGGGAACUGUACUUUGGGGCUCAGCAUUGUGACUGGAAGGUUGCCAAGCUCCUCCCUUCUUCUAGAACCAUCUUCACUGACAGCCACUGUUAAGGAAGUGCCUCUGUUCAGGCUCCGCCAUUUCCCCUGUGGAAAUGUUAACUACGGAUACCAACAGCAGGGUUUGCCCUUGGAAAUCUCGGCCCCACCUUGUGCCAGCAGUUAUGAGGACCCUCUCCUUCGGAACAAGAUCCAUGUAACUCAUCAGGGGCCUUGAAAGCCCUUUGUCCUCUGAACUCUCUUCCCCAUGUGACUCAUGAGCCUUGGAGCAAAUUUCAGGGUCACUAGUCCACAAGAACAGAACAAGGUUCCUGUCCUUGAUGUGCCAAUUUGCUUUGAAGUGCCACCCUUUAAAGCUGGGUUUUCAAAUACACCAAGAGGCUUCAGUUGGUCAGAGCCCCUUCCUACACAAGACAAACUAGAGCAACAUACAGUAUUCUCAGCAAGGCCCGUGUCACAACUGCAUAAAGUCAUCUGCAUGGUUGUUCGCUAUACCCUUCCCUAUGUGUGGCUUUCUUUUGGUUGUUUAUGCGCCAUUUCAAGAUUCACUGUCCAACGUUUUUAUGCUUUGGAAUUUCUUAUACUGCCCAAUUUGAGGAUCC